Molecule: messenger RNA, 5699 nt
Organism: Tetranychus urticae (two-spotted spider mite)
Lineage: Eukaryota; Metazoa; Arthropoda; Arachnida; Trombidiformes; Tetranychidae
Source: RefSeq, a predicted model, not a curated record
UUUUGUGUUGAAUCUGGUUAAUUCAGAAUUAUUAUUUAAAACAAUUUGUCAAGUGAUAUACUAAUUAACAAUUCAAUCUAUUUUUAUUUUCCAAAUUGCUCUUUGAUUCGGUCAAUCGUUUAAUAAAUUAAUUGUUUCCAUCUUGCUGAAAAUCUUAUGUUAACCAGUGAGAUAAAUUUGAACAAGCCAACAACUGUAGUUUUGUUUCCCAGUUUCUCUCUUUCUCUUACUCGUUGCUUCUUUGCCCAUUUUCUUCCUUUCUCUUUCUUUCUCUCAGUAUUUUUAAUUAAAUCUUUUUGAAUUUUGAAUUUCAAGGUAACCUUCAAUUUUUUAAAUUAUUGUUCAUUUCAUGAUUGAAAAUUAAGCAUAAAAUAAUUGAAAAAUUAAUUUGUAUCACAGCAUUUGUGACAUCUUUCUUUCCCUUUCUUUCCCUUUCUUUCCCUCUUUCUUUCUCCUUUUUUCUCUUUCUUUCUCUGUUUCUCUCUCUCCCUGUCUCACUUUCUUUCUGCCUUUAUCAAAAUCUAAUUUUCAGUCUUUUGCUUUGCUUUUUUAUUCUAUUUGUUUCUACUGUUACAACAAUAGUGUUUCUCGUGUCUUUUUGUUUGGUUCAGUUACACCAUUUCCUAAGUUCUCUACAUAGACUGUUGGCAGUCUGUUUUCUCAACACUAAAAUCACAGUUUUACCAUCCUUGGUAUAUACUUCCGUCUUUUCUUCUCCUUUCAACUAUUUGUUAAUUAUUGGAUAGCUCUAAAUUAAAAGCUACUAUCAUGGCAGAAACUGUUCUCAGAUUUGGUCCUGAAUGGCUCCGAGCUCUAACAGAUGGAGGAGUCAGUCAUCAGAGUUCUUCUGUUAAUCCUGUUUCCAGUCACCAGAAUACCCCAUCUUCAGCACACACCAUAACAACAGACAGCUCAUCUUCUAUUUUGCCAAGUAACAAGUAUAAACUGGCUCAGUAUCGUUAUGGUCGUGAGGAAAUGUUGGCUUUAUUUGAUAACGAUAUUGAAAUGGCCCCAGAAUUGAGGGAAAUACCAACUUUGACCGUGGAUAAAUGUCAGCUACCUCUAGCUCUUAUUCCGAUAACGGAAGAAGAGCAUCGUUUGUGGUCAAAGUCUGUGAAUAGUGAGGCUAUGUUGAGGCUUAAUAAGAUGAAUGCUACUGGUAGCAGUGUUGAACGUGAUCGAACAGAAAGAACUGCUACUGUAAGUAGUGUUAACAAUGAAAGAACAACUGGUCCUCCCAUACGAACCAUACGAGGUGGUAUGACCAGCGAAAGAAGUAGAGGACGAGGAAGGCCUACUUAUUAUCAAAGAACAGGAACAUUUGAUGAGAAUGGAGAGACGGGUGAGCCUCGAGAAGCCUUUAGAAAAAACUAUGAAAAGAGCACUAGCGUUAGUGAAGAUGGGCCCAGGGAAAAAAGCUUCGAUAGAUCCUUAUCAAGAGGUGAAAGCAGUGAUGAAGGCAAUAGAAACAGGAAGGACGUAAGACUAGCUGAUAAUUGGAGAUCAGGCGGUCGAAAUGAUGAUCGUAAUAAUUGGAGAGCUCGUGGUAGAACUGAUGAUAACUGGCAAAGAAACCAUGACUCAUGGAGAACUGAUGACCGCGAUGGAUUAGGAGAUGAUAAUCAUAGAAAUGGUCCUAUAAUGCGAAGAGGCUAUGGCAAUCAUUAUAAAAGAAAUUCUGAAGGCUGGGAUGAUGUUGAUGACGAAGAACGUAGAGGAAACUUACCAGAAUGGAGCUUAGAUGAUGAUAUGUCUUGUGAAGCAAGAGUGGGUACAUUCGAUGCAUCAGGAGCAUUUCGUGAAGGGACCAUGGAUGAUGACUUGAAAGAUAUUUCAUCUGGUCACAACUCUAAAGAAAAUAGUGUGAAAAAGAAUACAGUGGAUCAGAAUAGCUCACUUAGUUCUGAUAGUGUAAAUAUGGACAAAAAUGAAUCAUCACAGAAUGAUUCUAAAUUACAAUCUAAUUUAGAUGAAGAUCGUAUUAGUACUCAUUCUUAUGAAGAAAGUAAAGGUAUGAUGGCUCCACCGAUUUCGAACUUACCUGAUAACAAUAUUGAUUCCCAAUAUCAGUUGCAAUCUCAGUUAUCCAGUCAAACACACCAAUCAUCAUUAUUGCCACAAAUUCAAAACCAGCUGCAAAACCAACAAAUAUCAUCCCAACUGCAUUCAUCUUUGCAACAGCCAUUGCAAUCUCAAUUACAAGCUCAAGCUCAAACACAGUUCCAGUCCCAGAUGCAACCUCAACUACAGUCCCAGCUUCAGUCUUUAGCUCAAUCUCAAAUGCAACCCCAACUUCAACAACAGUUACAAUCCCAGCUUCAACCUCAGCUUCAACAACACUUACAAUCCCAGCUUCAAUCACAACUUCAAUCACAACUUCAGCCACAGCUUCAGUCUCAACUUUCUUCUCAGUUGCUUCACCAGCAUCAGACUCAAAGUUUAUCUCAGCAACAGCCACAAUCUCAACACAACACUCAGCAUCAUCUUCAAUCUCUCUUAGAAAAUUCGCAUAUUAACCAUAAACCUCAUCCCGAGGAGGAUGGUUUAUCUCAUCUAGAAAAGGCUGCAGAGAACAUGGUCGCUCAAUGGACUGCUGAAGCAGACCAAGAAGAGAGAGUAAUGAGAGAUAAACAAAGUAAUAAGAUGACUGUUGUCCCACUCCAUCAUGAUGAUGCUUAUAAAUGGUUCUAUCGUGAUCCUCAGGGUGAAAUCCAAGGUCCUUUCUUACCUCAAGAAAUGUAUGAAUGGUCUUGUUCAGGCUACUUCACUUUAGAUCUACUAGUCAGAAGAGGAUGUGAUGAAAGAUUCUCUCAGUUGGGUGAGCUAAUUAAAGCAUGGGGUCGAAUGCCUUUUAUUACUGACAAAAAUCCUCCUCCGGUAGUAAGCAUAACACCCCAAACACAACCAAUAAAGCCUAUCAAUGCAGAUGCAAUUCCUUCUGCUCUAUCGCCAAACUCUCUCUACUCUCAAAACCCAUUUAGACAACAGCAAAUCAUCCAGCAGCGCCAACAAGAUCAAAUACAAAGACAGCUUUUUUUGAAUCAACAAUUACAAAUGCAAACUCAAUUAAGACAACUCCUGGAUCAAUUAAAGAAACAAGAUGGGUUUUCGACACUGUCAGCGCAAGAACAACAGUGUGUUCUUGUUCAGCAAUAUGUAACUUCUCAACAUCAAGCCGACCAAAGGCGUAUGCAACCCACUCCGCCUCAACCGACGAACAUUCCUGAUGAACCUAAAUCAGUGAUGGAACAGCUGUCAAGACUUGGUGUACCGGUUGUCCGUAGUGGUCCUCUCCUUACUCAAUCAACAUCAAGCAUUUGGGACUUGAAUGGUGGUGUGAUUACCGCUUCGGCAUUAGAAGAGUUACAACGUAGAGAAAGAGAUAAAUUAGAGCUUGAAGAAAAGAAAAAGCUUCUGGAAAAAGAACAACUAGAAGCUCAAAAAAGAGCUCAGCUAGAGGCUCAGCGUAAGCGAGAAGAAGAAAUGAGAAUUGAAGAGCUGACCCGUAAACUGGAACAUGAAAAGAAACUCAGGGAAGAAUUACUUAGGGAUCAAGAAGAACGUAGGCGUCGGGAAGAAGAGGAAGAAAAACGGAGAUUAGACCAAGAAAGAAUGGAGCUAGAACGAGAAAAAAAGCGUUUAGAAGAAGAGAGACGAAGACAUGAGGAAAUGCUAAGAGCAGAAGAGCAUGCCAGAAAACAAAGAGAAGAAGAGCGACAAAGACGCCAAAAAGAAGCUGAAGAAAAUGAAAGAAUCUUACGACAAGAACAGAUGCAGCAAGAAAUGACCCGGAAAUCAAAACAGUCAAGCCAACAGAAACAAAACCAGCCAGCUCUACAAAAGCAACUUCAGGCUCAGCAAAAUCAACAAGUUAAAGAAAGAAAAGAGAACCAAAAACAGGUACAAAAUCAACAAGCUCAUUCGCAAAAAGAAUCCAAGAGAAUCUGGCCUGAUCUAGCUAAAUCCGAAAAGAACGAUGGCUGGUCUUACAAUAGUGAUUCCCCAAGCCCUGAUCCAAAUGCGGUAUCCUCUGUCGAGUUCCCAUCUCAAAACCAGCUAUGGAAACCUGAUAAUUUAUCAUCUGAGAAACACAUUUGGGGUCAAGCCUGUUCAAAAAACUCAACAACCAUAUCUCUAGCUGAAAUCCAGCGACUUCAAGAGGCUAAAGAAAGAGAGGAAAAAAUUAAGCAAGCUCAAGCUCAGACUGAACGGCAAAAUAUUUAUUUCGAUAUUCUUUACAGAGAAAAACAAUCAAAUGCCCAACAGUUAUUUGAGCAACAGCAGAAACAGCAAAUGAAGAAUCAGUUGACUUGGGCCAGAAGUCACUUACAACAAACGCAAGCUCCUGUAAAGACAUUGACUGAGAUUCAAAGAGAAGAAGCGCAAAAGCUUGAGAAACAAAAAAAGGUCGAAGAAAAGAAAACUGUUAAGCAAAACACUGUUACAAGCUGUGGAAUAUGGAGUAAUGCAGCAAGUCAGUUAUCCUGGAAAGGGUCUUCCACUAAUGCCUGGAAUCAAUCCUCUGUUAAUACCGGUUCAUCAAAUCAAACAUCAUCUUCAUCGGGGCCAAAUUUUUCAAGUAACAUGGGUGAAGCUUUUUGGGAAACACCCGCUGUUAAAGAAAGCAAAUCUAAUGCACCAAAACAGCAAAAAAGUAGUGCCUUGCAGCACAGCAAUAAGUCCAGUGGUGGUAAUAAUAGCGGGUGCAGUGGUAAAUCUAAAUCUAGAAAAGAUGAAGAAGCUGUAAAAAAAGUGUUUAAUCGGCAAAAGACAGAUGAGUUUACUCAAUGGUGCACCGAAGCACUGAGCAAAUAUAAAUCAUCUAUUGAUAUUCCAACGUUUGUUGCAUUUCUCAAAGAUGUUGAAUCUCCAUUUGACGUUAACGAUUAUGUAAACUCUUAUUUGGGUGACACUAAAGAAACAAAAGAUUUUGCCAACCAGUUCUUAGAAAAAAGAUCAUUUUUCCGCAAUCAAGCUAAAAAAGAAGCAUCAGAGGAACUGAUGUGGGGUCCAGCUCCUGCUAUAACUCCGUCCGUUAUUAAAUCCUCACACAAUAAUCCUUCAUCCAACAAUGGAGGAGAUGGUAACUCUGGGGCCGCAUCAAAGAAGAAGAAGAAGAAGGCAAAGAAAGUUGCUAAUUCGAUCCUCGGAUUCACUGUUCAGUCUGAUCCUGACAGAAUUAAUGCAGGAGAGAUUGAAACGGUGGAUAAAUAAAUUUUUGGUCAACUUUUCUGAUGAUAACAAUUAGAACGCGGAAAUUUUUCGAGAACAAUGUUUUGAUUCAAAAAAAAGCUUCAGCUAAUAUCGCCUUGCUUCACAGUCAUCUCCGCUAGUUCUGUCGUAUUAUCUUAUUAUCCCGUUAUGCUGUUUCAAAGAUUGUCUUUUUUAGUCUGGCUUCCCUUGACUGAUAUUCAUUUAAUUAAUCUGUUAUUUUGAUUUGCUUUAUUCUCAGAAAUUUUAGCUUAUCAAACCUUUUUUCGUCGACUCAACCAACUAAACAGAAAAGAAUUUAAUUUAAGGAAAAUUAUUCCAUCAAAAAAUCAUCGUUAAAUUGAUUGUAAAUUGUUGUAUAAUCACAAUGAUGAGGCAGCAAAUUUCGGUCAAAUAUUGAUAUCAAUCAGAUUUGGUAAUUCGUUGACCUUAUCUUGUCAAGUUUUUAUUGUCAUUAAUAUGGUAAAACGAGAUAUAACAGUAGCAAA